CCGUCCGCUGGAGAAGAGAGGGUCAGUUAUUGGUGACUACAUGCAGCAGAGAGAUGCAGCCACUAGGCAAGUGACCUCUGCCAGUGAAGGGAGCGACAGUUUUGUGGACCGACGGGCAGAGUCGUCGGAUACCAGAGCAACAGCCAAUGAGAGGGCAGCGAUUGCUGAUGGAUGUUCAGACAGUGGAGAGUCCCUGUCUCCCACAGGCCCCUGUGUGUCGAGUCCGCAGCGGGUGUUCAAGGUGGUGUUCCUUGGGAACUCAGGCGUGGGCAAAAGCUCGUUCAUCCAUCACUACUGCCAGGGCAACUUCCCCAAUAACCUCAGCUCCACCGUGGGUAUAGAUUUCCAGGUGAGGAGCGUGCAGCUGGAAUCCUCCUCCAUUGCCCUUCAGUUGUGGGACACUGCAGGGCAGGAGAGGUUCCACAGUAUCACUCAGCAGUAUUACCGCAAGGCGGACGGAAUCCUGGCCGUCUAUGACAUCACAAGCGCUCCGUCCCUGCACUCUCUCACGGGAUGGCUGGACCAGGUGCAGGAAAGGGUGGCAGAGGGUGCUGUGUUACUGUUGCUUGGGAAUAAAUCAGACAUGGCAGAGCGGGAAGUGCCUCAGAUGGAGGGCCAGAAAGUAGCAGAGCGUUACCAGGCAGAGUUCUUUGAGUGCAGUGCCAAAAGUGGACACAACAUGGUGGAAUCCAUGACACGGCUGGCCAGGUUGCUAGCUCAGCAGCAGGACAGGCAGUGUGACAGUGCCCUUCUGCUGGACAGCCAGUCCACCCCUAGAGGGCGCUGCUGUAAAUGACAUGGAGGCGGGUUGGUGAGAGAGGCCAGUCGUACAGUUGGACAUGGGAUGUGUCGACACACGGCACAGAGGGAAGCAGUUUUCAGAGCAGAUCAGAGGUCAAUGCAGAAUCAGAUCUCCAGCAACUCAAAGAAAUGUAGCAAAUGUUGAACUAUUGUAUGUUAUUUGUUGGUUGAUGUACAGGUGAUGUCCAUGUUUUAAUGCAUUUUUCAGGCUAUAUGGUUAUAUGUUUAUAUAUACUGUAUAUAUAUAUAUAUACAUAUACAAAAAGCCCUAAAUUGAGUUUGUUUUUAUCAAGUCACUUGUAUUCUACUAUUAUUUUGUUACAAUGUUAUCUAAUAUAUUUAAAUAAUACAAGUGUUUUUAAGUCAGGUGCUCCUUCCUGGGAGAGAAAGUGUGUGAUCGGGUAAAAUGGGCCGCCUGUUCAAGUAACGUGGGCCAGCAACGUCUGUGCAUAGCUCAUCAUCUUCUUGCUUCCCCCCCGUUCUGUGAUUGGUCCCCUA
This is a messenger RNA of Sardina pilchardus (European sardine), 1299 nucleotides long. RefSeq names its product ras-related protein Rab-13-like. Gene Ontology annotation, biological process: vesicle-mediated transport. The record is from RefSeq and is a predicted model, not a curated record. Bases 41 to 796 code for a protein of 251 amino acids. Gene Ontology annotation, molecular function: GTPase activity; GTP binding. The transcript has 8 exons. NCBI's taxonomy places the organism in Eukaryota, Metazoa, Chordata, Actinopteri, Clupeiformes, Clupeidae.